This is a messenger RNA of Trichomonas vaginalis G3, 600 nucleotides long. RefSeq lists its product as uncharacterized. Bases 1 to 600 code for a protein of 199 amino acids. The transcript has a single exon. The record is from RefSeq and is a predicted model, not a curated record. Lineage: Eukaryota; Parabasalia; Trichomonadida; Trichomonadidae.
AUGUUUUGCUUACGUAGUCCUCGCCGUUCCCACCGCCGUGUCGAGACUUUUGAGGAUCCUCCUGCAGAAAUAGACAAAACGAAUAAUUAUAGUCCACCUCCUUCAAAUGAAAUACAAAGCAAUUAUCAAAAUUUUCUCGAGACCAAAAAAAUCCAACAAUCAAUGCUAUCUAAUCAGCUCAGACAAGAAAUAGAGUCUAAACGAAGGUUACUAGAUAUGCAAACUUCAUCAAUUUCUAUUCAAGAACAAACAGAUUUUUUAUUGAACCAAUUCAAAUCAUUUAAGCGUCCUGAACCAAGAACACUUAUAGAAAACCGCAAUGAAAAUUAUCAAUCAGUAUAUAAUCCUCAAUUAUUUAGUUUGAGAGAUUAUAUUCAAAAAUCUCCACGAAGAUAUAAUCAAAAUAACGUACGAAAACCUCAAAUUGCAGUAAAUGAGGAGUUUGUCCGGCCAAUGCGAACUAAUUUCUCCAAAUUUGUUUUACCUUCUAUUAAACCAGAACCAUAUUGUAAAAAGCUUGAUUCAUCUUCAGAACUAGUUUAUCCUGAUGGCCAUUACAGUGCGGUAAGCUCAGUACAAGAUUCAAGGCCAACUAAUUAA